CCUUCCAGGAGGCUCUGGCAACGCACUAGCAGCUUCCUUGAACUACUAUGCUGGGUAUGAGCAGGUGACUAAUGAAGACCUCCUGACCAACUGCACGUUGCUGUUGUGUCGCCGGCACCUGUCACCCAUGAAUCUUCUGUUGAUGCACACUGCCUCUGGACUGCACCUCUACUCCGGGCUCAGUCUGGCCUGGGGCUUCAUUGCUGAUGUGGAUCUGGAGAGUGAGAAGUACCGGCGCCUUGGGGAGAUGCACUUCACGUUGGGCACCUUCUUUCGCCUCGCAGCCCUACGCAUCUACCAGGGUCAACUGGCCUACCUUCCUGUAGGAAGCACCAUCUCUAAGAAGCCUGCCUCUCCCCCACUGAUGCACAAUGGCCCUGUGGACACAUACCUCAUUCCCCUGGAUGAGCCAGUGCCCUCCCACUGGACUGUGGUGCCCUACCAGGACUUUGUGCUGGUGCUGGUACUGCUAUACACCCAUCUGAGCUCCGAGAUGUUUGCAGCACCCAUGGGCCGCUGUGCGGCUGGCGUUAUGCAUCUGUUCUAUGUGCGUGCGGGGGUAUCGAGGGCCAUGCUGUUGCGCCUCUUCCUGGCCAUGCAAAAGGGCAAGCACAUGGAAUGUGACUGCCCCUACUUGGUGCAUGUACCCAUGGUCGCCUUCCGCUUGGAGCCCAAGAACCAGAGGGGUGCGUUUUCUGUGGAUGGGGAGUUGAUGAUGUGUGAGGCUGUGCAGGGCCAGGUACACCCUGACUGUUUCUGGAUGGUCAGUGGCAGCAGAGAUGUCCCACCCAGCUGGGAGACCCAGCAAAGGCCACCUCCAGAGAAACCUUUAUGACCUGGCCCCCUGUGCCUCUGUCUACUGUCUAGACUGAGAUGGGCAACCUCCCUUCAUUCCCUGGGAUGGGAGGGUCUGUCCAUUGUUCACAUGGAGGUGGUGGGACCCCUCUAUAGAGUGCAGGCAGGUGGGGCUGUGCUUCGAGAAGACAAGCUCAGUUCUCCAAAGGCCAGAAUGAGACCCUGGGCAGGAGUGCUGGCUGGGCCAGUUGCCUGUGGAAGGCCCUUCCAAUUGCUUUAGAAAUCCCUCGCUCAAGAAUCAAAUUCAAAUAAAAUGACAUUUCCAA
Messenger RNA from Nannospalax galili (Upper Galilee mountains blind mole rat), 1121 nucleotides. Its product is annotated as sphingosine kinase 1-like. Gene Ontology annotation, cellular component: cytoplasm; intracellular membrane-bounded organelle; membrane. The record is from RefSeq and is a predicted model, not a curated record. Lineage: Eukaryota; Metazoa; Chordata; Mammalia; Rodentia; Spalacidae. Bases 128 to 835 code for a protein of 235 amino acids. The transcript has 2 exons. Gene Ontology annotation, biological process: cellular response to growth factor stimulus; negative regulation of apoptotic process; sphingosine biosynthetic process.